This is a messenger RNA of Mycena citricolor, 1575 nucleotides long. The record is from the annotation of a GenBank genome assembly. Lineage: Eukaryota; Fungi; Basidiomycota; Agaricomycetes; Agaricales; Mycenaceae.
UGAUUGGCCGAAGCCCCCACGUGCUCCCGCCUCGAUUACGUGGACGCAAUGACCGGUGAUGUUACUUGUACUGCGAAACACACAACGUAUGGAAGGAUGCUGGAAGAGGGGCACUGCGAACAUCGAGGGCGGCGGCUUGCAAGGGAAUGAGAGUUUCGUGAGAGCCGAGGGUCUUCCUUUACAGAGCACCCAGCACCUCUGGUGCGCCGUCGAGUUCCGCUCUCUCCACAGUCGAUGCUGCAGUGCCCGAUUCUGUGACGGAAUUGUGCGCCCCAAGAUCCCUACCACUGACAUGAGACGAGUACAGCACCGCCACCAAUCUUUCCCUUGUCGCACGCACGUAGUAAGCAUCGGCAAGAAUAACUAACGAACCUCUGAGCCAUGAACAAGUCUCGCCAAGAAUCAUAUACUUCCGACGGUCCGACCUCGCCUUCUCCUCGAAUCGCCGCUUUCACCUCGGGAAUGACGUCAACAACGAGCGAUCCUGUGGCAGAAACUGGGCGUGCCAGCAGAUGCCCGGCUUGGCACACACCAGUAGCACAGGACAUCGUUCUACUUAUCUCGCAUAACGCUCUCGGCGGCCACGGGCUGACGCACGCGUUCCUGCGCAUUCCGGAUGACGACGACUCGGCGGAGAUUGGGUGGAUCAUAAACGUUCGCGGAGAUGCGGCCGUCGUGCCGGCAGACGUGUGGUCAGAGCUGAAUGUGGCGGUGAGUGCGGCGAGAGCAGAGGUCCGCGCAGGUCGAGGCGGGUCGUACAGCCGACCGCGAUAUGGCUCAUGCCCGACGGACGAGUUCUUCGAGAUGGGGCCGGCGGAUGCACCAAAUUCGUUCGCCAAGUUUAGUUUGAGUGGACACAUGAUCGAACUUGGAGAGGAUGCGCGCAUUCAGUAUUAUGCCGAUUCUUUGGCAGCGCACCUCCCAGUAUCACUUGAAUCUAUUCCCGCCGCAUUUACAGAGGUGCAUCCUGAACUUUUCGUUGUUCAAAAACUCAACUAUGGAGAAUUGACGGUAAAUUUACAGCUUAAGAAGCUGAGUCACCAGAUCUGCAAGCGAUUAUCGCCAUCAGGACUCGAACAAGAUUCUGCUCAACCCAACACUCUCGCCGUGGCCCAGGUGCUAAACCAGAUGACAACAAUCGUUCGACAAAGAAACCUUCUCAAGGCCCAUUUCCUUUCACGAGCAGAGUCGCCCGGGGUGAUGGAAAGAUUGGGUCGACUAUUCUUUGUGAACAAAUGAUCUCUGAACUUGAAAGCUCACUCCAGCAAAUGUGCUAGUUGUUGAGCCUUCGUUUCUGCUAUGAGCUACUGUACAUAAGUCUCUUAUUGAGAUCUGAGCCGUUACAGGCAAGUGAUCCCCGACGUAUUAGGUGUUGAGCACUGGGGAGAGUGUCUAGCAGCUCACCUGUGUGAGUGAGAGCUUAGUGUGGGCACUAUGCGGGAGUAGUCAAGAGACUUAUAUUAAAGGGUAAUAGAGCCCUCCUUAUAUAUGAUACAGGGGGCCGUUUGUGUCUAUUUGGGACGAGUCGAUAUGACUCUAGAUGACACGUGAUGGAGUCAUAGAUGUGUAUCACAA